UACUUUCCCCCUAAAAAAAUAUACUUUUGGCUCUCCUUUGGCUCUCCCCCCACCGUCGCCCCGCCGACAUCUCCUCCUCUCACCCCGCCACUCCCUCAACUUCUCUCGCCGGGGAUCCUCCAUCCGGCCACCGGUAUCCCCACUCCAGGCACAGGUAACUAGUAUUUGCAAAGGAAGCUUUUACUGAUGGAUUGGAGUAUGUUAGGGAUUGAUUAGUAUAUGUAUAUGGAUUAACUUGUCGUAUUAAGAAUCUCUUUAAGCUUCUAUACACUAAUCAGUAGAAUCUAAUUCCUUAGAGGGCACGAUGAUCUAGCAUCUUCCUUGUGUUUUCGUUGGCUUCUUAGAACAAAUUGAAGCUUUUCAACUCCAUUCACUCACUACCUAUGGUGAAAAACUGCAAUAUUGGCAUUGAGGAACUAGAAACAUUAUGGGAGGAAGUUAGAGAGUUAAGCUUCGGUACCUCUACCGAGGUGGAACGACUUCAUUCUCCUCCUUCGCCAGUUGAAUUUCUUAGAAAUUAUGUGAUGCCUAAUAAGCCUUGCAUCAUAUCCAAUGCUCUUGAACACUGGCCUGCCCUCUCAUUAUGGUCUUCUGAUGAGUAUCUUUGCCAAGCCCUUGGGUCAGCUAAGGUGUCUGUUCAUCUAACUCCAAAUGGUCGUGCUGAUUCUGUAGUCCCUAAUCCGGUAGACCCUUCCUCUUUGUGCUUUGCUUCUGCACAUGUGGAAAACAUGUCCUUUCCUGAUGCUUAUCGCCUCAUCUCUGAUUCUGAAAAGCGUGGAAAUUUUGUUGCAUAUGCUCAGCAACAAAAUGAUUGUUUUCGGACUGAAUAUGCAGUUUUAGGUUCCGAUUGUGAUGCACAUAUUGAUUGGGCCUCUGAAGCUUUAGGUUGUCUUCCUGAGGCUGUUAACCUUUGGAUUGGUAACAAUCAGUCUGAGACUUCCUUCCAUAAAGACCAUUAUGAAAAUCUUUAUGCGGUUGUUUCAGGUGAGAAACAUUUCCUUCUAUUGCCACCUACUGAUGUUCAUCGCCUGUAUAUUCGUCCUUACCCAGCUGCAAAUUACUCCUAUUCUCAGGAUACAGGAGAGUUCAAUUUGGAGCUUGAAGAUCCAGUUAGACAUGUUCCUUGGUGCAGUGUAAAUCCUUAUCCGUCUGAAGGGAGAGAGGAGAAGGAACGCAGUGAAUUUCCUUUAUAUUUUAACGGGCCCAAGCCAUUUGAGUGUACAGUUAAGGCUGGGGAGAUGCUAUACCUGCCUAGUAUGUGGUUUCAUUACGUGAAGCAAAGCCCACACACUAUUGCAGUCAAUUAUUGGUAUGAUAUGCAGUUCGAUAUCAAAUACGCUUACUUCAACUUUUUGCAGUCGAUUAAUCCUACUGCCUGAAGGGAAUGUUACAAGAAUUUGUUAUUUGAUGCUUCUACUCGCAUCAUGAGCGAUUCAAUUUUGGUAUAUGCGAAAUGGCAAAGUGCCGUAAUGUGUUGUAUCAAUUUCAAUUGAUUAAAGAUACUUGAAUUAGUAGGUAUUUUUCUUGCUAUUGCUUUUUAGGGCAGUUAUUGGUUUUACUUGUAGAGAGCAACUUUUUUCGUUCCCCCUUUUUCGUUUCUUUGUAUUUUAGAUUAAGGACCCGUUUGGUCUCA
Messenger RNA from Spinacia oleracea (spinach), 1633 nucleotides. Its product is annotated as lysine-specific demethylase JMJ32. Bases 384 to 1379 code for a protein of 331 amino acids. Lineage: Eukaryota; Viridiplantae; Streptophyta; Magnoliopsida; Caryophyllales; Amaranthaceae. The record is from RefSeq and is a predicted model, not a curated record. The transcript has 5 exons.